Messenger RNA from Dothidotthia symphoricarpi CBS 119687, 543 nucleotides. RefSeq lists its product as uncharacterized. The transcript has 6 exons. The coding region runs from base 1 to 543 and encodes 180 amino acids. The record is from RefSeq and is a predicted model, not a curated record. Lineage: Eukaryota; Fungi; Ascomycota; Dothideomycetes; Pleosporales; Dothidotthiaceae.
AUGGAAGUAUUCAUAUCUUCAACGCUACUCCGACUCCGCGCGAUUCGCCCUCGGAUCAUUCUUCAGACCACUGUUCAACAAGGUCGGCACAGCUUUGCCGUAACCUCGACGAAAGGAACCCGCAGGGUGAAUGCGUCUAUUGCUAAACCAGGUCAUCGGAACGCGCAUCCCUCAGACAGUGGCUUCCUUGUCCGGGACAGCUACAGCGAGUCUGGAACAGUAAAAGAAUCUACAGCGGGGUUUGCAAUAUUAAGCAUCGCCUUCCUCCGAUCCAGUUCUGACUACAUUCGCAGAACGGGAGACAGAUCCGAGAGGGAUUUUGACCAGGUGACGUCGGAGAGAAAGAUACGGAGAGGAUUGACAAACAAGUCCGCUACCGUGCGGCGGAUGAAAGGCCUGUACGACCGGCUUACUGCUUACGGUUAUCCAGCCGCGUACUCUCGACGAACUCUAAAGAACAAUCGGUCGAACGCCUGGAAGUCGGAGGUACUUUCAAAUCUGCAGCCCGUCCAGAAUCAAUGCGAGAUGUGUUUCGGUGGCUGA